UAUAAAAACCCAAACGCUACGCUGAAAGAACCACCCAGGCCAUGGGUGUGCUAAGAUAUUCUGCAUUGCCAAACAGAGGCAUUUAUUCAUAUUCAUCUCAAGCUGUACAACAAUUCCCAUCACCAUGGAAAAUUGCCCCCUACAUGCAAAGAGAAAACAGAAAUAGACCACUAAAAUCUCCUAGUUGGGCUCUGGAGACGAGCAGUGGGGAACAAUCAGGAGGCCUAACUAAAACUAACACUGAAUCGGGAGCGCCCACAUUAACACCUGCAUCCACAUUACAGGGAAUUGAAGAAGGUUGGGAGGUGACAAAACUAGCACUAGAUGCUGAUCCACAGAGCAUAACAGAAUGGGAGCUGGACUUUUGCUCUAGACCCAUUUUAGACAUCCGUGGUAAAAAGAUAUGGGAACUUGUUGUAUGUGACAGCAGGAGGGAUCUUGAGUUUACCAGAUUUUAUCCAAACAAUGUGAUCAACAGUAUAACUCUCAAGAAUGCCAUAACGUCCAUUAUUCAGACUUUGGGUGUGCCCAAGCCUCAGAGAAUUCGUUUUUUCAGGUCACAGAUGCAGACUAUCGUAUCAAAAGCAUGUAAUGAGCUUGAAAUAAAGCCAAUUGCAAGCAAAAGGUGUCUAUCAUUGGUUCAGUUGCUGGAGGAGCGGUACGAACCUGUGUAUAUGCGCCAUCCAGGAUUUCAGGAAGGGGCAAAACCUCUUCUGUCAAUAGAACAGCCUUUUCCAAUGGACUUACCUGAUAACCUCUAUGGGGAGAAGUGGGCUUUUGUUCAAUUGUCUUUGGCAGGUGCUAUUCAUUUUCUGAUUUGA
Molecule: messenger RNA, 821 nt
Organism: Cryptomeria japonica (Japanese cedar)
Lineage: Eukaryota; Viridiplantae; Streptophyta; Pinopsida; Cupressales; Cupressaceae
Product: protein TAB2 homolog, chloroplastic
Exons: 3
Coding region: 42-821 (259 amino acids)
Molecular function (GO): RNA binding
Source: RefSeq, a predicted model, not a curated record